AGUUACUCAGUUCACUCAGUUGACGGGGAGCGCUCUCGCGCGUAUUAUUGUCCCGUUUUACUCUAAUUAGAUGAUCGAUCACGUGGUGAAUAAACCCUGUGCGCUUAGAGGUUCUCUCGUUAUAUUAUUAUUUUAAUUUUUAAUAUAUAAAGGAGAGACGACAAAUUUUUGGAAUAAAUGUGCGCGCGUCCGUAAUGGACAACCCCAGCGGCGGAAGUUACAGUAUGGGAAUGAUGGAUACGGAGAUGUACGGAAGACCGUCAACUUCACAGUUAGCAACAUCACAAAUGAUGUCUGACGCCGCGACGCCCGGCGUCGGUGUUCAACGAGGUGUUAAACGUUGUUACGAUGACGGUAAUGUACGACAUUCACAAAUGAUGCAGGUGCCUGAGAAUUUAGAUGAAUCAUUCACUAAUUUGGGACAACCAAAAAAAUCGCCACCCUCAAAUGGUAAAAAGACGAAAGGAAGGGUCAAAAUCAAGAUGGAAUACAUUGACAACAAAUUGAGGAGGUACACGACAUUCUCCAAGAGGAAAACCGGCAUUAUGAAGAAGGCGUACGAGCUUUCAACGCUGACGGGAACGCAGGUGAUGCUGUUGGUUGCAAGUGAAACCGGUCACGUUUACACGUUCGCAACGAGGAAAUUGCAGCCAAUGAUAACGAGUGAAGCUGGAAAGGCAUUGAUACAAACGUGCCUGAAUAGUCCAGAUCCACCGCCAUCGGGCUCAUCGGGCGAUCAACGAAUGUCGGCGACUGGAUUCGAGGAAACCGAAUUGACGUACAACAUCGCCGACGAGGAGCAGAAAGAGGACACAGCUUCCCCGAGGUCGGACAUCUGUGGCAACGAUAGCGAAGGGGAUAACGAUAGUGACGUGGAAUCGCCUGUGUCGAAAGACUCAAAGAACCACACAGGUGGUAUGCCGUCAUUUUCCGCUGGUAUAAUGUAUCAAAUGCCACAGAACGUCGUUUAUUCGCCGAGUCCUGGAGUUUUGCUCAGCAUCGGACAAAACGGUCAACCCGUUCAAAUCUCACAAGACGGGGGGACAUCAUCUGUAAAUUCUGCACAAGCCAAUCAUCCAUUCAUCACGAUUCCUCUAAACGUAGCAAUGACUGCCGCCGGACUCUCAUUGCCAGUGACAUCGAAAGCCAUGUCUCCGCCACAUUCUCUCACGUGUACUUCGAAUUCAGAUUUACCUUCGGACCUUAGCAAGGAUCGAAAGUGAAGUGAUAUAUAAGAUAAAUUUAUGUUAUAUAUUUAAAACUAGAAUUUUUUUUUUUCUGUGAAAAUUCACAAAGAAAAA
Leptopilina heterotoma is the source of this 1301-nucleotide messenger RNA. RefSeq names its product serum response factor homolog (gene bs). The coding region runs from base 195 to 1223 and encodes 342 amino acids. The record is from RefSeq and is a predicted model, not a curated record. The transcript has 5 exons. Gene Ontology annotation, molecular function: DNA-binding transcription factor activity, RNA polymerase II-specific; RNA polymerase II cis-regulatory region sequence-specific DNA binding; protein dimerization activity. Gene Ontology annotation, biological process: positive regulation of transcription by RNA polymerase II. NCBI's taxonomy places the organism in Eukaryota, Metazoa, Arthropoda, Insecta, Hymenoptera, Figitidae.